Messenger RNA from Exophiala aquamarina CBS 119918, 471 nucleotides. RefSeq lists its product as uncharacterized. The record is from RefSeq and is a predicted model, not a curated record. NCBI's taxonomy places the organism in Eukaryota, Fungi, Ascomycota, Eurotiomycetes, Chaetothyriales, Herpotrichiellaceae. Bases 1 to 471 code for a protein of 156 amino acids. The transcript has 6 exons.
AUGAGCCUUCGAGCCGACAGGGCGGCAUCACCCUACCUCCUAAACAAGCGUGAGCCAAGCGCCCUUGAGCCAAACCUUGGCAUUGACCUCGAGCUUCACCUGCGCCGACAUCCUUCGCUGAACAUAGCCAGCGAGCAACGACUUCGAGAAGCUCUCCAAAUUGCUCUCGCGCAAACGAAUUCACGGAUCCAUCCCCAACCUGCCACCGAUAUGGGUGUACCUUUCGAAGCAAUUAUUCCCUAUGUCAUCAUGACAGCAAUGUUCGGCGUGACAGGGGCUGGCAUGGCCACAGUCAAAUGGUUCAGAAACGACGGGAAAGCACCACGAAGACAACUAGAUCUAUGGGACAGACAGAUGAUGGAGCGAGACUACAGAUUAACGGGCAAGUUCCGUGGCCAAACAGAUAAAGCUGAAGCACCUCUAGGAUAUGAAGUGAACAGCGGAUGGAAGAUCGAGCCUCGUGUUAUAUAA